AUGGCCGAGACGAGCGAGGAGGUGGCGGUGCUGGUGCAGCGGGUGGUGAAGGACAUCACCAACGCCUUCCGGAGGAACCCGCACAUAGAUGAAAUUGGCCUGAUCCCAUGUCCUGAAGCUAGGUAUAACCGGAGCCCCAUAGUCCUGGUUGAAAACAAACUUGGUGUGGAGAGCUGGUGUGUCAAGUUCCUUUUACCGUAUGUCCACAACAAGCUCAUUUUGUACAGAACAAGAAAGCAAUGGCUGAACAAAGAUGAACUGAUAGAUGUCACACGCACUCUGCUGCUUCUAAACCCAGACUUUACCACGGCAUGGAACGUGAGAAAAGAGCUGAUCCUCUCUGGCACUUUAAAUCCAAUUAAGGAUUUACAUCUGGGAAAACUAGCCUUAACUAAGUUUCCAAAGAGUCCAGAAACAUGGAUUCACAGACGAUGGGUGCUACAGCAGCUACUUCAGGAAACCUCCUUGCCUUCCUUUGUGACCAAAGGAAACUUGGGAACAAUUCCUGCGGAAAGGACUCAGCGACUAAUACGAGAAGAGAUGGAGGUCUGUGGUGAAGCGGCAGGGAGAUACCCAAGCAACUAUAAUGCCUGGUCCCAUCGCAUCUGGGUUUUACAACACCUGGCCAAGCUAGAUGUCAAGAUUCUUCUUGAUGAACUAUCUUCUACUAAACACUGGGCAUCCAUGCACGUUUCAGACCACAGUGGAUUUCACUACCGCCAGUUUUUACUAAAGUCUUUGACUAGCCAAACUGUGAAAGACAGUUCUGUGUUGGAGCAAAACCCUUUGAGAAGUGAGCCAGCUCUACUCCUUCCACAAGAUGAAGCAGCAGCAGCUUCCACAGAGGAAUCGAGAAUAAAUAUUUCCCAUCUUCUAGAGGAAGAAAUUGAAUUCACCACUGAUCUGAUUGAUUCCUACCCAGGACAUGAAACCCUUUGGUGUCAUAGGCGGUAUGUUUUCUACCUUCAGCAUCACUUAAGCAGUAGUUUUUCUCACAGUGUGACCACAUUGUCAACUGCAGACAGCCUUGUGGGGACUUCAAGUGACUUGCACCACAUCCCAACAGGCCCUCGCACAGCUCAGGCAAUGGAAGUGGAUGGAUUGAGUGACUCAAGCAAGCAAGGCUAUUCCCAGGAAACAAAACGCUUGAAGCGGACCCCAGCUCCACAUUCCGUAGGCCUGGAAAUGGAACAUAGGUUCAUCGAUCAAGUGUUGUCCACUUGCCGGAAUGUAGAGCAGGCCAGGUUUGCCAAUGCAUAUAGGAAAUGGCUGGGUACGUUGAGUCAAUGA
This is a messenger RNA of Pipistrellus nathusii (Nathusius's pipistrelle), 1290 nucleotides long. NCBI's taxonomy places the organism in Eukaryota, Metazoa, Chordata, Mammalia, Chiroptera, Vespertilionidae. The record is from the annotation of a GenBank genome assembly.